GACACAAGUCACAAGUGAUACGUCCGUGGCGAUUGAAGGUCGUCUAAAAAGGUUUUAUUAAAAAUGCACUUGUGACUGUGAAUAUAUAAAAUGGGUGUUUUUAAAUACAUAACUGUGUUAUUUAUAUUGAUUGAGUGUGUACUGUGCAAAAACAGAACGGGAACACCAUGUAGCGAAGAUGACUUGACUGGUGUUUGCAAAAGGAUAUAUCAAUGUCCAUACGCUGUGAACUUAGUCGACGGUGAAGAAAAGAAAGCUCCUACAUGUGCGUUCGAUGGCUUGGUCAGAAUUGUAUGCUGCCCUUCUCAAAAUCUCCUUUACCGGACGGGUGUUUUGAAGGAUUACUUCAAGGGAUCGAACGAUGGAGUCAUCAGAUCAAAGGAUAUGACCUGCCGUUACGAAGGCAAGCAGCCAGUUCUCUGCUGUCAGAACACACCAGACAUACCAGACCCACCAGAACCAAAACAAUGUCCUCCACUGUCGCAACCGAAGUUAAAAACAAAGGUUCAACAUUUCGCUUGGCAAAAAUGUGUGAACUACCAACGAUACUUCAACAAAUGCAUCUCGAUGAACGACCAUCCGAACAGUUUCGAAAGAAUAAACACUUGCGGUAUACCGAAUAACAAUACAGUGUUCAGAAUCUUUGGCGGUACCCCAGCUGUGCCCAAACAAUUCCCACAUAUGGCUGUUGUCGGCUGUCACAAUUCGAUCUACACCGAAGAUGUGGACGUUAUUUGGGUGGGAGGAGGAUCGCUGAUCAGUGAGAAGUUUAUACUAACUGCUGCGCACGUUUUGGUAGAAAAUUUGCACGGCCGCAUUCGUUACGCGAUGAUGGGAACUCUGAACAAAACUGACACAAAAUCAGGCAUUCUCUACAAUGUUAUAAGGAUAAUAAACCACAAAGCUUAUCAAAAAGGGGCAAAGUUUCACGACAUAGCUCUCUUGGAACUCAACGAGAGGGUGAAGUUCAACGAAUUCAUUCGGCCAGCUUGCUUGCCGGUACCUGGACGAGAGCUGGAAAAGGGGUUGAGCAUAGCCGGAUGGGGAGAAACGGAUGACAGGGGGAAAGGAUCAGAAGUCCUGCUUACUGCAAGUGUUAAUGAGGUUAGACAUAUUUGCGAAAACAGAUUCGACAGCGGCACUUUUACACCGGAGUCUAUGAUAUGCGCUUCAGGGGACGUUGGGACGAACUCAAGUGACGCCUGCAAGGGUGACAGUGGAGGUCCUUUGAUGGCCAAAUUCACAAAUCUGAACUGCUCCUACUCGAUAGAGGGGGUCGUGUCCUAUGGACCACGGUGUGGACAAAGCGUCGGCGUAUACACUCGUGUGUCGUAUUAUUUAGACUGGAUAGUAGAAAAUGUCUGGCCAGAGGAAUUCCGGGCUUAUAAAGAGAUGAUUAAAAAUAAAUAAUCAAAAUGAA
Messenger RNA from Vanessa tameamea, 1420 nucleotides. RefSeq names its product phenoloxidase-activating factor 1-like. Gene Ontology annotation, molecular function: serine-type endopeptidase activity. The coding region runs from base 91 to 1410 and encodes 439 amino acids. The record is from RefSeq and is a predicted model, not a curated record. NCBI's taxonomy places the organism in Eukaryota, Metazoa, Arthropoda, Insecta, Lepidoptera, Nymphalidae. Gene Ontology annotation, biological process: proteolysis. The transcript is spliced from 10 exons.